This is a messenger RNA of Pestalotiopsis fici W106-1, 3240 nucleotides long. RefSeq lists its product as uncharacterized. The transcript has 5 exons. The record is from RefSeq and is a predicted model, not a curated record. Lineage: Eukaryota; Fungi; Ascomycota; Sordariomycetes; Amphisphaeriales; Sporocadaceae. The coding region runs from base 1 to 3240 and encodes 1079 amino acids. Gene Ontology annotation, molecular function: beta-galactosidase activity; carbohydrate binding. Gene Ontology annotation, cellular component: beta-galactosidase complex. Gene Ontology annotation, biological process: lactose catabolic process.
AUGGCCCCGAAAACUUCCAUAUCCCCUCCGUCCUCCGCCGGAGGUCAACAGCCGGCCAAGUCCUUGGUGAUUCGCUCACAGGCAAGCCUUCGUCUAGAUCUGGAUAUCGGUGUUUCGCGCCAAGGCGACUGCCACGGGUUGGAAGACACGGACUGCCACAGUCAAUCAACCGCUCUACUACAUAAUAACGCCCACUCAGAAGGCGUGUACCCACAAGAGACUCCGGAUUGGAAUAAUCUGGGUGUUAUCCAUCGAAAUACCCUUCCACCCAGGAGCCACUAUUCCCUGUACAAUUCCGAGGACGAUGCCAUCACAGCUCAACCUUCCGAGGCGAGAAGCUUUUUGCUCUCUGGUCUUUGGGGCUUUGAUCUGGCCGACAGCCCCUUCAAUGGUCCCACGAGUUUCUAUGAGCCGGGCUUCAAUAAUACCAAAUGGCCGCUUGUCAAGGUCCCGGGCAUGUGGCAAUGCCAAGGCUAUGGCAAAGGACCUCAGUACACCAACGUGAAUUAUCCAUUUCCGGUAGACCCACCCAAUGUACCGUAUGAUGACAAUGAAUGUGGACGUUAUGUCACAACCUUUGCAGUACCAGAACACUUGAAGGAUGGAUGCCAAUGGCGCCUCAGAUUCGAAGGAGUCGAUUCCGCCUUCACUGUAUGGCUCAAUGGCGAAAAGGUGGGCUACUCUCAGGGUUCGAGGAACCCGAGUGAAUUCGAUGUGACGACGUACCUCGACCUCGACUCUGAGCAAAACUAUCUUGCCGUGGAAGUUUACCAGCGUUGUGAUGGAAGUUAUAUUGAGGAUCAGGAUCAAUGGUGGUUGAGUGGUAUUUUUCGAGAUGUUUGGCUGCACUCAUUCCCGUCCACCCGCAUCGAAGAUUUCCACGUUCGCACUCUCCUCGAUGAAGAUUAUGAAGAUGCUGAGCUAGCCAUCGAUGUUAUUUUCAACAAGCCCAACGUUGAUCUGUCGGCAAAGCUUCUAGAUGAGGACGGAAAAGUCAUUUUCAGCGACGUCUACACGUCAGAAAACUCCUCUUUUAAAUUCAGUCGAUAUAUGAAAUCGCCCCAAAAGUGGACUGCAGAAACACCCUAUUUGUAUACUCUUGUGCUGUCUGUAGCUGGUAUACACGUAGCCCAAAAGGUUGGCUUUCGUGUUGCCGAGCUGAUUCACGGCGUGUUCUGUGUCAAUGGACAGCCUGUCAAGCUUCGUGGUGUAAAUCGUCACGAGCAUCAUCCCGAAUCCGGAAGAACUGUACCUUACGACUUGCUCAAGGACGACCUCCUCCAGAUGAAGUUCUUUGGUAUCAAUGCCCUUCGCACCUCACACUACAUCAAUGACCCACGUUUGUAUGAAAUCGCAAAUGAAAUUGGUCUUUGGGUACUAGACGAAGCAGAUUUGGAAUGUCAUGGCUUCGGCGAAGUCGGUGGUGAUCCGGCUAGCUUCGCCUCGGACAACCCUGCAUGGAAGGAAGCCUAUGUAGACCGCGCCAGGCAGAUGGUCAUGAGGGAUAAAAAUCAACCUUGUAUUGUCUUAUGGUCACUUGGCAAUGAAUCCUUCUAUGGGAGGAACCACCAGGCCAUGUACGAUGAGAUCAAGCGAGUGGACCCCACACGACUCAUUCACUACGAGGGAGACCAAGACGCAAAGACGGCAGACAUCUACAGUCGAAUGUAUACUUCCGUUGAUGACAUGGUGAAGUAUGCCAAGGAGAAGGAUUGGAAGAAACCAUUUGUCAUGUGCGAAUAUGCGCAUGCGAUGGGCAAUGGUCCAGGAGCCGUCAAGGAGUACAUUGAGGCUUUUUACAAGUACCCACGACUUAUGGGCGGAUUCGUCUGGGAAUGGGCUAAUCAUGGAUUGAAGACAAAGAAUGAGCAUGGGGAGGACUACAUGGCCUACGGCGGCGACUUUGGCGACGAUCCAAACGAUGGGAAUUUCGUCAUGGACGGCCUCUGCUUUGCGAAUCAUGGCCCCGGUCCAGGUUUGUGGGAAUAUGGUCAAGCGAUUCAACCCAUCCAAGUCCUUGGCUGCAAGAACUGGGAGGUCGAGAUCAUCAACCGUUAUGACUUCCUCAACCUCGACGACAUUGACUGCUUCUGCGGUGUCAUUAUGGACAGACAGGAGAUUUCUGGUCGUAGAGUGAAGCUUCCGAAGGGAAUCAAGCCACACACGAAAGCCACACUGAUCAUUCCAGAUUUACCCCGGAUCUUUGCAGGUGAAGCCUGGCUGCGUUUGGACUUUGUCCUGUCUAAAAGGACAAAAUGGGCGUAUGCCGGACACACAGUGGCAACUAGCCAGCUACCUUUAAGCAGACCCGAAUCUCUUGCAACGCUCAAGACCAUCUCGGACCCGGCUAUGCCUGGCAUGCGAAGAACAGAUAACGCAGUCCAUGUAUUGCUCGAAAACGGUACCAUAUUUGGCUUCAACACGAUCAACGGGGACUUGUUCUCUCUUGCACAGAUUGGGCGUCCCAAUCACAAUCUCAUGACCGAGCCUCCAAGUCUGGACUUCUACCGUGCAUUGACAGACAACGAUCGACCCGGUCACGGCAAAGAAUGGAUUGAUCGCCGGGUCCACCAAACGCGAAAGCAUUUCACCAAGGUUGCUACAAAUGAGCACAAUGGCGUCCUCAAGAUUGUCGUGGAAGGUCGCGUCGCUCCUCCUGUGCUUGCCUGGAGUGUCGACACUGUAACGACGUACACCGUCACGGCAAACUACUGUAGCGUUAGCAUCAAAGCCAAGCCCAAGGGGCUUUUACUUCCCAGUACAUUUGCACGCUUUGGACUCACUCUCGGUCUCAAGGACGUACGGAUUGUGGAGUGGUUUGGCCGCGGACCGGGUGAGUCAUAUAUCGACAAGAAAGAAGCACAGCAUGUGAACACAUUUGGCGCCACUGUAGAUAGUCUCUUCACCAACUACGAGUUUCCCCAGGACUGCGGCAACCGCACAGACGUUCGGUGGGUCGAGUUCCGCGAAGAGUGGGGUGUGGGUGAGAGUGGAAGACUCCUCCGGGCACGAUUCGGCGAUCACGAAGGCGCGAGCUUCAGCGCCAUGCAUUAUAGCACUGCGGAUCUAGACGAGGCCAAACAUCCAUAUGAGCUCAAGAAGGUCAAGAGGGAUGACACCAUGGUGAGGCUGGACUGGUAUCACCAUGGUCUGGGCACUGCGAGCUGUGGACCAGCCACGCUGCCGCAAUACCAGCUGAAAACAGAUCGCGAGUUUGACGUCGAGUUAUUGCUGGACUGA